Molecule: messenger RNA, 1094 nt
Organism: Onychostruthus taczanowskii (white-rumped snowfinch)
Lineage: Eukaryota; Metazoa; Chordata; Aves; Passeriformes; Passeridae
Gene: FAM151B
Product: family with sequence similarity 151 member B
Exons: 6
Coding region: 18-815 (265 amino acids)
Source: RefSeq, a predicted model, not a curated record
CGGGCCGGGGCCGGGCCAUGGCGAGCGGGGCGCGGGGCGCCUGGAGCGAGUGGCCCGUGGAUCACUUCCUGCGCAGCGGGCACAUCGCGGCCCGGGACGGGGCCGCCGUGCGCUGGUUCCACGCCGCCAACAGCAGGGCCCGGGCGGCGGAGGCCGCGCGAAGCGACGUGCACAUGGUGGAGGUGGAUGUUGUGCUUCGGGGAGGGGACAGGGAGCCCAUCCUGGCUCACCCCCCUGACACCGACAGCGACAUCACCCUGCAGGAGUGGCUGGCACAGAUGGGCAGCACCGAUAAAGGCGUCAAGCUCGACUUCAAGAGCCUGGCCGCCGUGGGACCCUCUCUGGAGCUGCUGGGGCAGCUGGGGCAGGCGCUGCACAGACCCGUGUGGCUGAACGGGGACAUCCUGCCUGGGCCCUGCGGGAGCUGCGCGCCGCUGGACGCCCGCGCCUUCCUGGCCGCUGUCACCUCCUCCUGCCCCGAGGCCACCCUGUCCCUGGGCUGGACCACAGGCUGCCACCGAGGGCAAGGCUACGAGUGGCCGGCGGUGCAGGAGAUGUGGCGGCUGUGCCAGCCGCUGUCCCAGCCGGUGACGUUCGCGGUCAGGGCUGCGCUGGUGCCCGGCUCCGUCCCGCAGCUGCAGUGGCUGCUGCAGCAGUGCCACAGGUACAGCCUCACUGUUUGGACAGGAAAGGAGGACAUGUAUUCUCUAGAAGACUUGCUUCUCAUCCGAGACAAAUUUGAUAAAAGUAGGGUUUAUUAUGACAUUUUUGAGCCACAAAAUUCUGAAUUCAAAAAAGCCAUAGGAAUAGAGUAGCAAAUGCAAAGCAGGCAGUGCCUGACUCUGUAGUGCUUUUGCUGUGAGCCCCUGUAAACGUGAGGAUGUUUUUGUUCAAAGCCAGGCAGUGUCUGUGUAGGGAGCCCUCUCAGGCAGAAAUGCAGUGCCCUCCUCCUUGUCCCUGACCCGCGGUGCCACCCUCCAGGAGGGGAGGGUGGCACUGCCAGCUGCUCUGCCCGUGCUCACUGUGCCAUGGCCAGGGAGCAGCCCUGGCUGGUGCUGCCGGCUGGGCUGGCUGUGGCAGCAGUGGCAGCACUG